Branchiostoma belcheri (Belcher's lancelet) is the source of this 1660-nucleotide messenger RNA. Its product is annotated as peptidyl-prolyl cis-trans isomerase FKBP9-like. NCBI's taxonomy places the organism in Eukaryota, Metazoa, Chordata, Leptocardii, Amphioxiformes, Branchiostomatidae. The transcript is spliced from 8 exons. Gene Ontology annotation, molecular function: calcium ion binding; peptidyl-prolyl cis-trans isomerase activity. The record is from RefSeq and is a predicted model, not a curated record. Bases 127 to 1485 code for a protein of 452 amino acids.
GUCUGUGGUUUUGGCAACCGGACACCGCAGACUGAUUUGCAUGCAGGGUAAGCUGACACACUCUGACUUCUCUCCCCUUCGGUACAGACAGCCAUCUUUUCUCGCUCCCCAAAAACGCUCCUAAAAAUGGUCCUCAUGGCUGCGAUCCUCGCUGCCGUCGUGCAGGUACUGGCGGGACUCUCUGCGGAGGAAGUUCAGGUCGAGGUGACGUUCACGCCGGAGAGAUGCACGUUCAAGUCCGAGGAGGGCUUCUUCCUGAGGUACCACUACAACGGGACGUUUCCAGACGGCAAGAAGUUCGACUCCAGUCACGACCGCGGCAACACCUUCGACUUCACCCUGGGCAAGGGGGAGGUCAUCAAGGGGAUGGACCAGGCACUGAGGGGGAUGUGUGCUGGGGAGAAGAGGAAGAUCACCAUCCCUCCCCAUCUGGCAUACGGAGAUGCUGGAGUUGAGGGAGUGAUCCCGUCUGGAGCGACCCUGGUGUUUGAGGUGGAGAUGGUAGAGGUGCGGGACCCGAGCGAGGACGUGCCCAACGUGCUGUUCUGGUGGGUCGGGGAAACUCCCACCGACGCUUUCGGGGACAUGGAUGCCAACAAGGACAAGAUCGUCACCAAAGACGAGUUUUCCACGUACUGCUACGAACAAGUGAAGACGGGAUCUGGUAAUUUCCUGGCUGGGCGCCGAGAGGCUGACCUCAUCGAAGACAUGUUCCACUUCCAGGACCAAGAUGCCGACGGUGUCAUCUCCUUCGCAGAGUUCUCCGGCCCAAAACAACAUGACGAGCUCUAUUUCCCCAAAAUGGUGUCCAGUGUUGUCAUCCUUGCCGUCGCCUUACAAAUCCUAGCAGCUCUAGCUGUGGACGAUACCGGGGAAGUGGAGAUCGAGGUGACUUUUAAGCCCAAGCGGUGCAUUUUUGUGUCCCGGGACGGCUUCUUCCUGAGGUACCACUACAACGGCACCUUCCCAGAUGGCGAGAAGUUCGACUCCAGUCAUGACCGCGACAACACCUUUGACUUCAUCCUUGGGCGAGGAGAAGUUAUCAAGGGGAUGGACCAGGGUCUGAAGGGGAUGUGUGCUGGGGAGAAGAGGAAGAUCACCAUCCCUCCCCAUCUGGCGUACGGGGAUAAAGGCGUCGAGGGAGCCAUCCCUCCCGGCGCCACGCUGGUGUUUGAGGUGGAGUUGAUAGAACUGCUCGACCCGAUGGACGACGUGCCCAAAAACUUGUUCUGGUGGGUCGGAGAGACGCCCCAAAACUCCUUCGGCGACUCAGACACGAACAGGGACAAGAAGAUCUCCAAAGAAGAGUUUGCCAACUAUUGUCACAGAAUGGCCGACAGCGACAAAGGCAUCUUCCUACCCGGCCGGAGAGAACAGGACCUUAUAGACGACAUGUUCUCCUUCCAGGACAGGGACGCCGAUGGUUUCAUCUCCUUUGACGAAUUUGCCGGCCCAAAAAUUCACGACAAACACGACGAACUCUGAAGAUGUACAGUUCAUCACUGCUUUUAUGUUGUCUACGACUAGGGUUUGAAGGGAAAGAGCUUUUAGUCGUUUUGAGUACAUUGGUGUACUUAUACAAUUGCUUUGAAAACUACUGCAGAACACGGUUGAAUUCGUUGUAUUAGAUUUACGGUUACAUGACUGAGUAACCGUAACU